CUCCCGUUCGUCUCCAUAGAGAAGCGGUUCACCCUAACGCAACUAGCAUUACGCAUGACAUGGAUGCCGCAGGAGCGAGUUUAUUCUCGGAGUCUUUGCGGAUUGUGAACUCUGCUCCUCUCGCAGUUUUCUCACACAGUCGACAUCUGAUGUGCGUGUCGGAUCUCCCCAAAGGACGUGUGUUAAACAGUUUGCUGUUUCAGGAGAUCACGUCUGCAGCCCCCGUGUCUUAUGUGGGCUGCACUCGAUAGUGACCCGGAGCUUUACGCGCAGCCGAUCCCCAUGCUUUAGCAACACAGCUCAGCGCACUCAAUCUUAGAUGUUUCGAAAAAGAACAGGGUGAAAUAACAAAGAUGAUACAAACGGACAUUUUGCAGACAGAAUGGAUUUAACCCAGCUAAGCCUCUUGUUGGGAAAUGUUUCCAACGUUGAAAACACCACCGACGCACCGUUCGCUCUGCCACACACAGAGGCAGCCACCGCACUCAUCAUCCUCGUGGUUACAGUGAUCAUUUCGGUCACAAUUGUUGGUAAUGUGUUGGUGAUUGUAGCGGUUCUUACUAGCAGGGCUCUCCGUGCCCCUCAGAACCUUUUCCUGGUCUCUCUUGCAUCGGCGGACAUCCUGGUGGCCACACUAGUGAUCCCCUUCUCCCUCGUCAACGAGGUAAUGGGCUACUGGUACUUUGGAAGUACUUGGUGCGCCUUCUAUCUCGCUCUGGAUGUGUUGUUCUGCACCUCAUCCAUCGUUCACCUGUGCGCCAUCAGCCUGGACCGAUACUGGUCAGUAACAAAGGCGGUUAGCUACAACCUGAAACGGACACCUAAGCGCAUCAAGUCCAUGAUUGCUGUAGUGUGGAUAAUAUCUGCUAUCAUCUCCUUCCCUCCUCUCCUCAUGACCAAACACGAUGAACGGGAGUGUCUGCUAAAUGAUGAAACCUGGUACAUCCUCUCAUCCUGCCUGGUCUCCUUUUUCGCUCCCGGUCUCAUUAUGAUUCUGGUAUAUUGUAAAAUUUAUAAAGUUGCCAAGCAGCGCUCCUCCACCGUGUUCGUGGCUAAGAAUGGCCUGGAGAGGCAGCCCUCUCAGUCAGAGACCUGUUUUGUCAGGAAGGACCGGUUCGAAAUGGAGAGCCCUAGCAGUCAAAGCUCCGGCAGCCAUCCGCAAAAGCAAGGGGAGCUGGACGACAUCGACCUGGAGGAGAGCUGCUGUGCAUCGGAUACGAAACCCCGACACCAUCGCUUCACCAAGCGAAGGAAAGUAGAGGGAUCGGACAGUUGUCCACCCCAGAACUGCCGACUUUCCUGGGCUUCAGCCCGGGCGUUACAACUUUACCCGGAGCAGAAGAACCCAGCUGGGCGACAACAGCUGGCCGCAGCCAACAAGACCAAAGUGGCCCAGAUGCGGGAGAAGCGCUUCACCUUCGUCUUGGCGGUAGUGAUGGGGGUGUUUGUGCUCUGCUGGUUCCCCUUCUUCUUUACUUACAGCCUGCAUGCUAUCUGCAGAGAGAGCUGCUACAUCCCCGCCGCACUUUUCAACCUUUUCUUUUGGAUUGGCUACUGCAACAGUUCUGUGAACCCCAUAAUCUACACCAUUUUCAACAGGGAUUUCAGAAAAGCUUUUAAGAAAAUCAUAUGCAGGACAUCAAAACGCACAUGAAAGGUUGAAAAAUAAUUUUCUGGCUCUCAGAAACAUUGGGAAGAAAUCAUAGUAUUAUAACUUAUUGAUCUUGGCUGACUAUUCUGCUACUCCAUCAUUUAAAUGUAAUGUUUAGCAUAUUAAAAAUAUCCAGUGUUGUGUACACAUUAAAUUGUCUAUAAUUGAAAUAAAUCAUUAUAUAUACUUGA
This is a messenger RNA of Maylandia zebra (zebra mbuna), 1842 nucleotides long. RefSeq names its product adrenergic, alpha-2D-, receptor b (gene adra2db). Gene Ontology annotation, cellular component: plasma membrane. The record is from RefSeq and is a predicted model, not a curated record. NCBI's taxonomy places the organism in Eukaryota, Metazoa, Chordata, Actinopteri, Cichliformes, Cichlidae. Gene Ontology annotation, molecular function: epinephrine binding; alpha2-adrenergic receptor activity. Gene Ontology annotation, biological process: platelet activation; G protein-coupled receptor signaling pathway; regulation of vasoconstriction.